AUGCCGAAGAGUGUUGCAGGAGCUUGUCUUACCUUCCCUGGCAUCUUCAGCGUCCUCUUCAAGUACGACGACUUCCCUGUCACUUAUGAGUCAGGUUUCAGCAAAGUCCCGCAAUUUGACGCACACAUUGAGGUGUACUCUCCCGAGAAGAUUGUUCGCGUUGACUUCGACACACCAUACGUCAAGGGUCUACCAGUCACGAUGACCAUUAGAGAAAUGAUCGGGAAUGAUGGCUUCCAAGAGCGCAAAGUCAGGAAGACAUACCAGGAUCCUUACACCAAUGAGUUCCUCGAGUUGUAUGACUGCGUUGUCAACGGGAAGGCUCCGAAGACGAGUGCAUUAGAUGCGAGGAAUGACAUCGAACUGUUCAAGAUGAUCCUUCGAGCAGACUCCAGCAGAUAUCAGUAG
Molecule: messenger RNA, 408 nt
Organism: Colletotrichum lupini
Lineage: Eukaryota; Fungi; Ascomycota; Sordariomycetes; Glomerellales; Glomerellaceae
Product: oxidoreductase
Exons: 1
Coding region: 1-408 (135 amino acids)
Source: RefSeq, a predicted model, not a curated record